UGUUACUGUUCUCUAUUUCAUGCGUUUGUUUAGUAGUUUUUUGUUCUUCAGUUGGUCACAAUCUGAAGUUUUUUCGUAUUCUUUUUCUUGUUUUCUCUUGGAUCUCAUUUAUAAUUUAGAUUAAAUGUUACAAAUUUAAAAGCAUAAGUGAUGAUGUGAUAGUUUUAAAUAUUAUCAGAUUUACGAAAUAAAAUCUUAACUGUCAAAUCGAUUCUAUAUAAUAUAAUACUCUUUAAGUGAUGGAAAAAGGUGGGGGGAAAAAGAUUAAUUUUGGCUUGAUUUGGAAAUUCUUUCAUAGAAUAAUGGGUGUGUUUUUAUUUUCUUUGCUUGGCCAGAUUAGGUGAUGUUUGCUAUUUGUUACUUUUGUGGAUUUCACUGUAUACUUACAAUUAUAUUUUAAUUUGGAACGUGCCUCACAGCCAGAAAAAGUUAAUGUUGGUUUGAUCAUAUAAUGCUUUUGGAAUGGAGGCAAUAUAAUUUAGUUUGUAUAUGCUCCUGACCAAACAUUUUCAUAUUUUGAAUGUGUGGUUGUGGAACUAACCAAGAGAGACUUCAGAAAAACAUUUCUUAUGAUUUAGCUUUAAAGAGACAGUGGAAUCAAUGUAUACUCUGUUUGCUCUUAAAACUCACGAUGAAGCAAGGUAAAAGUAUAAUAGCAAAGAGGAUUGGUGCAGCGAGGAUCAAACGGUAUGAAGGAGUGGCUGGGAAGAACUCAGGCACUGAGGUAAUGGGAUCUUGGCAGAAACCAAAUUCAGAAAAUCACACAUGGAACAUGAAACAAGAAACUUCAGCUAUGAAUAGCAAGGUUGCACGCUGUAGCAUACCCAACAAUGACAGGGGUUCAGUUUUCCCGGAACAAAGAGUGGAACCUUGUCAUCUAAGUUCAUCUCUUUAUUAUGGUGGGCAAGACGUCUACUCCCAGUACCCGAGUACCCAAAACUCUGAAUCAUUCCCUCUAUUCAAGGCAGAUGGGGGAGAAGAUGAUCUGAAUGGAAACAAUGCAAACAGUGCAUCUCGAGGAAAUUGGUGGCAAGGUUCACUUUAUUAUUAGGGCCUCGCCUUCCUAGGCAUAUGAAAUUUCCAUCUAUUUUCAAGGAAUUCACGGAGCCUUUGUAAUAAGCAUGGCAGAUUUGCAAAAUAAAUAAGUAGCCUGUAGACAAAGCUUAUAAGCGACUAGUUAUGGCUGCUCUCUCAGUUUAAUUGUACAAAGCCUUUGUGGUGACUAUCACAUCAUAUCUGUUUCAAUGGAGAACCAGAACAGAUGGUUGAUAGAUUCUAUAAAAGUUGUCCAGGUUCUCUCUUGGGCUAAGUUUUCAUAUGCGGUCGAACAAUGUUAUGUGCUCUUUUUAAACCUGUAAUUGAUAUAAUAGAUGGAUAGAAGGGCGUCAAGUAGUUUGAGAUA
Molecule: messenger RNA, 1402 nt
Organism: Quercus robur (English oak)
Lineage: Eukaryota; Viridiplantae; Streptophyta; Magnoliopsida; Fagales; Fagaceae
Exons: 6
Coding region: 521-1051 (176 amino acids)
Source: RefSeq, a predicted model, not a curated record